AUGAAGGCAUUGUCGGCUGCUAAAACCUCCAUCCAGCGGUUAGCAGAUAGCAGCAAUGGCGCAGUAACUUGGCUUGUUGUCCAGGACUUCCAGGUCCUCGCAAGCAGCUACGACGUCAACAGCAGCGGCAGAAGGUAG
This is a messenger RNA of Phytophthora nicotianae INRA-310, 138 nucleotides long. RefSeq lists its product as hypothetical. The record is from RefSeq and is a predicted model, not a curated record. Lineage: Eukaryota; Oomycota; Peronosporomycetes; Peronosporales; Peronosporaceae. Bases 1 to 138 code for a protein of 45 amino acids. The transcript has a single exon.